CAUAACACACUUCGAACUCUAAAUGUUAGCUUAAUAAUACCCUACUCUACAUUUGAGCUUCUGGAUUUAAGUGAUAAUAUAAUACAUUAUAUAAACCCGAAGUUUUUCUCCUCGCUUUAUUCCCUCCGGAGUCUUUCGAUGGCGAACAAUCGAUUGAAUGACAUGCUAUUAAGUUUUAAAAGUGAUUUUGAAAAUCUAUUUGCGGCUUUGUUGAACCUUAGAAAUUUAGAUAUAUCAAACAAUUACCUACAAUUUAUUCCGAGUACCACUUUUAAACAGAACUCUAAGCUCAUUCAACUCGAUUUAUCGGGUAACAAAUUAUCAGAAUUAGGUUUUUUAUUGUGUACUUUAGAAACUCUUACUUCUCUUAAUGUGUCUAAUAAUUUGUUUGUAAUAAACGACGCGGGUUUGCAAAAAGACAUAACAGCAUUCAUGGAAUCUUGCAGAAACAGCUCUGAGAAAGACCCCGUUUUUGAUUUUACAAGCAACAAGAUACUAUGUUCAUCUUGCGAACACAAAUCAACAGUUGAGUGGCUGAUCAAUCGGAAGAGUUACUUCUACAGAUGGACAGAACUGCGAUGUAUUGGUCAGUCCGGUCAAUUACUGAUGAUAAACGAACAACUUGUCCAAAGCCUAAAUGAUGCCUGCCUGAGAACGACCAGAAUAGCAUUGGCGACUGCAAUGCCGUUGGCGUUUUUGUUAUCUCUCAUUGCCACAUUUUAUGUUCUCUACAAACGUCGGAAAGCGUCGAUGCGGCUUCGGACUCGUGAGAGUCGUAUUGCAGAACUUCAGGCAGACGAUGAUCGGUUCGCUGUGUUUCUAAGCUUCAGCAACAAUGACUACGAUUUCGUGCACGAAAACGUUGAAAUGCCGCUGAAUCUCCACCUCCAGACCAUUGUGGACACGGACCGGCGCCUCGUGUGCUCGGGUGACACUGACUUCAGGCUAGGAGUAAACAUACACGACGAGGCGGUCCGCCUCAUCCAACAAUCUAACGUGGUUGUUCUGAUGAUGACAGACUCGUUCUGUACCAGCAACUUUUGUCAGAGCGAGCUGACAUUCGCAAUCAACGAGAACAAGCCUGUGAUCGUGAUGGUAAAUGGGCGAGUAAAUGAGAACAUAAUGCCUCCGAUAUUGAGGGAUCGCUUCAAUAAGUAUACCAGGAUCAUAUGGACGGAAGUGGAUGGAAAUUUCGAACUGAAGACAACGUGGAAUAAUGUUUGCUAUUCCAUCCUGGAAAUGUUUUAAUAUAAAAAACGCCGUUGAUAAAGUUUCAUGGAAUUAGUCCGAGGCAUGUUUAAUAUUGUCAAACAUUGACUGAAUUGUUGAAUAUUUUAUCAAUUUGUAUCAUAUACAUUCGUAUGAUAUAUGUAUCUCUAUUGUCCCCGCCAAGAUUUUCAAAUGAAAGAUUACAUACAUGCGUAUAUUUGAGAUAGUUCAUAUGAGCAUAUUAUUGUACCACUGUGUAUUUUGUCAUGUUGCUGCAAUUAUACAUCGCCAAUGUAUUAAAUGUUGAUGCUGUUCUUGUGAUAAUGAUGUUGUU
Molecule: messenger RNA, 1543 nt
Organism: Mya arenaria
Lineage: Eukaryota; Metazoa; Mollusca; Bivalvia; Myida; Myidae
Product: toll-like receptor 5
Exons: 1
Coding region: 139-1248 (369 amino acids)
Biological process (GO): immune response; toll-like receptor signaling pathway
Cellular component (GO): membrane
Molecular function (GO): protein binding; transmembrane signaling receptor activity
Source: RefSeq, a predicted model, not a curated record